Molecule: messenger RNA, 3525 nt
Organism: Fukomys damarensis (Damara mole-rat)
Lineage: Eukaryota; Metazoa; Chordata; Mammalia; Rodentia; Bathyergidae
Gene: Pgap4
Product: post-GPI attachment to proteins GalNAc transferase 4
Exons: 2
Coding region: 588-1772 (394 amino acids)
Biological process (GO): GPI anchor biosynthetic process
Cellular component (GO): Golgi membrane
Molecular function (GO): glycosyltransferase activity
Source: RefSeq, a predicted model, not a curated record
AAGGUCACUUCGUAUCAAUUUUGGGCGUUCCCAUUUCUGUCCUGCCUGCCAUAUCUUGGUAGUGAUAGCCCUUGAUGGGUCCCUGGCAUUUUCUUGGUAGGUAUUUUCCAGGCAUUUCCCUGGCUGGCUGUUUUAUUUUAUUGACUCUAUUUAGGUCCCUCCUGGAUGGCCCUUCCUUUGUGAUAAUUGUCAAGUGGAUUGUUUUCUUCCAAAUGUGUACAAACCUUGUCAUUCUUCAUAGGGAAGAGGUUUACUUUCAAUACAAGUAAACAUUGCAUUGACCUUACUGGCUUUACAUUCAGUAAUAGCAAGGACAGGGAGGACAGUUCAAGCUGGAAGCCACCGGAAUGCCACUACACCAGGAGCACGAGCUCAGCCCACUUCAGUAUUUGGUCUCUACUAGUUGUGAUGUGGAACUGAUGAGGCUACAUGGAUGUGCAAUCCCACUGACCUGAGAAGAUCAGAAGGAGAAGCAACCAGAAGGCUUGCCUUGCAAUGUUUCUGUCCUGAGUUCCAGGAUGGUUCAUUCUUGGGACCAGACAUGAUGAAGAGUUGACCUCAAGAACACAGCACCGUCUCCAGCUGCCAUGCUCCUCCGGAGGCUGCGGCGACUCACCUGGGGCAGCACUGCUGUCCAGCUCUUCAUCCUAACUGUGGUGACAUUUGGCCUGCUGGCUCCCCUGGCCUGUCACCGGCUUUUGCACUCUUAUUUCUAUCUGCGCAAUUGGCAUCUGAACCAAAUGAGCCAAGAGUUCCUGCAGCAAAGUCUGAAAGAAGGGGAAGCUGCACUCCACUACUUUGAGGAGCUGCCCUCUGCUAAUGGCUCAGUGCCCAUUGUCUGGCAGGCCACACCCCGCCCCUGGCUGGUGAUCACCAUCAUCACUGUUGACAGGCAGCCUGGCUUCCACUACGUCUUACAGGUGGUGUCCCAGUUCCACCGGCUCCUACAGCAGUGUGGCCCCCAGUGUGAGGGAUACCAGCUCUUCUUGUGCAAUGUGGAGCGCAGUGUGAGCCAUUUUGAUGCCAAACUGCUCUCCAAGUAUGUACCUGUGGCCAACCGCUACGAGGGAACCGAGGAUGAUUAUGGUGAUGACCCUUCAACCAACUCAUUUGAGAAAGAGAAGCAAGACUACGUGUAUUGCCUUGAAUCCUCACUGCAGACCUACAAUCCAGACUAUGUCCUGAUGGUGGAAGAUGAUGCUGUUCCAGAAGAUCAGAUAUUCCCAGUCUUGGAGCACCUUCUGCGGGCUCGCUUCUCUGAGCCACACCUCCAAGACGCCCUGUAUCUUAAGCUCUAUCACCCUGAGAGGCUCCAGCACUACAUCAACCCAGAGCCUAUGAGGAUCCUGGAGUGGGUCGGUGUGGGCAUGUUGCUGGGGCCCUUGCUAACCUGGAUAUACAUGAGGUUUGCCAGUCGCCCAGGCUUUAGCUGGCCUGUCCUGCUCUUCUUCUCACUGUAUAGUAUGGGACUGGUGGAACUGGUGGGCCGGCACUAUUUCCUUGAACUGCGGCGCCUGAGUCCUUCCUUGUACAGUGUGGUUCCUGCCUCUCAGUGUUGCACCCCUGCGAUGCUCUUCCCUGCACCCGCAGCCCGCCGAACCCUCACCUACCUGUCCCAAGUGUAUUGCCACAAGGGAUUUGGCAAGGAUAUGGCACUGUACUCACUCUUGAGGGCCAAAGGAGAGCGGGCCUAUGUGGUAGAGCCCAAUCUGGUGAAGCACAUUGGGCUUUUCUCCAGCCUCCGGUACAAUUUUCAUCCCAGUCUGCUCUAGAGUGCCCAAAAAUGCCUUUCGGAAAGUUAUCACUUCCUAGAGAUUCAAACACUGGUUCCUUAUUUAGACAUGAUUGCUUGCAGCUAUUUCAUGGUUUAAUGUUGCUAGGAGUGAAGGCACUGAGACAACUGAGAAUCCUGCAUUAAUCAGCAUUGGCUUUGGUAACCCCCAGCAGGGUCGGCGGUUUGCUACAGGUCUGGACCUCUCUCCCGCCACACAGCCACACUGCCUCAUGCAGUCUGUCCCACCCAGCGGGGGUUCAUUUAAAUACCAGUUAUGUUCCCCAGUUAUUUGUAAGCUCUGCUUUGUGAGGAACUUGUGACUCCCCAAAAUCUUGUGCACAGUGAUACAUGAUUGUUUAGGAUUUUGAUGGUAGAAUUUGGUGAAAGGUGAGAGCCUUUUGAAUGGAUUUCCUUCCAUUGGAUAUGAGAAUGAGUGUAUGUUUAGAAUGUAAGCCUAGAGAGUCAGGACCAUGUUGGUAUAUUCCAUUUGUUUCCUUGACUUGGUGUAAUAAAAAUUGUUAAAAGCCAUGAAGUCCCUGGCAUUUUGUAAGCAAGUGAUCUGGCUUUUUUAUGGCCUGGCAUUUUCUUUUCUCAUAUACCUGUAAUCAGUAUUGUUAGCACUCUUAAGACAUAGCAGGAUCUGGAAGUACUUUCUGAAUCAACAAAGUUCAAUUGUCUACAUUCAAUGUGGUUUAAUAUUGAAUAUUUAUAUAAUACUCGGAUUCUUUGACAGUUGGAUAUUUCAGAUGGAUUAAGAAUGGGUGAAUUCUUUGUUAGAAUAUCCUUUUCCCUCACUUUGUCCCCCGCCACACACACUUUUCACUGCACUUCUUUUUCUUCUGGUAGUGUGAUAGUAUAGAAGAAGAGGCAUAGGAUGUAAAAUCAGAAAACCCAGACCUUGUCUUUCAGGUGUCUGGCAUAGCCUAAUGAUAAGACUUUGAGAAAGUCAUAUAACCAGUCUGGGUCUCUACUUCUUUGCCUGUAAAGUGAGGGUAGUAGUUGCCACCUUUUAAGGUAGGCAUGAGCAUAAAAUGAUAGAAUGGUUAUGAAACAUCUAGCAAAUGCUAAACUCAAAGAAGGAUACUUGACAGAUGUUUUUUUCUCUCUUGACAUAAGCAUACAGAACUCCAGUGCAUUUUGGAUAAAAACAUCGGUGAUGUUGUUUAAAGUGUGACAUAGGGCAAGGGGCUGACACCCGGGCAACAGUUGGUCCAGUCCGAACUCUGCUAGAAUAGAGGCUGACUUUGCUUUGUGCCUUCUGAAGAACAUGCAGCUCAGCUUUCACCUAGCCCCACCUCCCACCAAGCCAAAAUUAAAUUGUUCAUUCAGACUAGAAUUGAGACUCCUGUUGAACUCCUGCCGAGACUACCAUCUGAAAAUUGCCUUUCUGAAGAGUUUCAAAUAAAUGUUCUUUAAAUACUUAUUAAAAUACUGGCCAGCAAGUCCCUUUAUGGAGACGGAUGAUUACAUGCGACAUAUCAAGCAGUUGUUUACUUUGUUUUGUUGCCAUGGCUAUCAUUUGCUUUUAAACUUUCACUUAUGUCUUGAGAUCCAUUCAAGAACACUAAGGAAGAUAAAGGGACCGAUCUGCCAUUCUGUACAGGUGAACAAAUUCAGACAUAGAGAUUCGAAACAGGUCCAUAGCUGAACAGCAACAGAACCAAGCUGGAAACAUAGCUCUUCUUACCUCCAGCCCUUGUACAUUUUUUUUUCUUUUGGUACCGGGGAUUGAACUCAGGACCUUGUACUUG